UUGGUCCUUGGGCUACCCCUUUGCCUGGGGAGGGAAGGGCUGAGUGUUCUGGCCUGGGCUGGGGUUCUCCAGGUGCAAGGGCUGGCCAUGGGCAUGGCCGGGCCGAUGGACAUUGCAUGUGCCACCCCUGGGCAGUGCAGACUUGGAGGCCAAGAGGUCCAAGAGGCAGGUGCCAGGGAACUUGCAGAGAGCCAGGCCCAGAUCUGAAGCAGAAGGCAACAAGACAGAGCAAGCAGGAGCAAGGAGGAUCAAGAGGACUGCUGCUGUUCAGGGGUCUACAAGACCACUCUCAGAUCCAGCAAUUUGCUAGAAGGACUCAGAAUUCAGCAACACUGUUAUACUCACAGUCACAGUUUAUUACAGCAAAAGGAUACAGGUGAAAAUCAGCAGUGGGAAAAGCACACAGGCGGAGUCCGGGGGAGUCCCAGUGUGGAUUUCCAACUGUCCUCUCCCAGUGGAGUCAGCGACGAUGUGUGGCAACUCGCACAAAUUACUAUCUGCCAGGGAAGCUCACCUGAGCCUUGGCGUUUAGUUUUCCCUGGGAGUUGGUCACGUGGGCACGGAACACCUGCAAGACUGACCUCAGUCUCCAGCCCCGCCGGUGGUCAACCUGAUACUGAGUGGCCCAAGGACCGCAGGGGGGCAGGAGUUGCCCAUUGGAGGGUUCUUUGUGACUUGGGUGAAACUGCUUGGAACAUGCCUUGUUGAGCAGUUGGAGAUGUCCACAGUCUUGCUCCUAUGAUUGGGUGGACAUCAUGGAAUCACUGAAAUCUACUACAAUUCUGCAAACCAGAAAGUCAAGAUGCCUUGCCUAGUUUCCAGAGCUGAGCCAGUUCUUAAACCCAGAACUCACAGACUAAAGGGAAGGCUAGGUUCCCAUGAAGAGGGACCCUGCAACACUCUUGGAAACUGUGACCUAUCGGAGUCCCGGUGCUUCUGUGUCUGGAUGGAAUAAACUUAGUGGAGAAGAAGCGGAUCAGAGCUGUGCAAAGCACUUCACAGUUUGCAACGUGCUUCCUGGUCCGUUUUUCAUCAGUUUCCGUGCCAGGGUUACGACAGACAGCAGGGCUGGGACUGUGAGUGUCAGUGAGGACGGGGGCUCCACGACACUCGGCAGCUGGUUCCAAGGGCACACAGCUAAGUCUGAGUCGGGACCCACACGCUGCGCUCCUGACUCCCGGUCUGAGACCCGUCUCCCUGUGAGCGUCAUCCCCUGGCCUAUGGCGAGCACAGCUGGGAAGCAGGCAGUGAGGCCGAUGCAAGAGGAUGGAUUGAGGAGAGAUGGGAAAGACUCCCCACACUGGACGCGUGACCUUCUUGUCCCAGCAAAAGAGAAGAGAGGAGAUUGGUCCCUAGCGAUGCCCUCCACCCCCCCACCCCCAGCGGAAGCCUCAGGGUCUAUGGGGGGAAAGAAGGCCUGGGGGAACCGAGUGCAGCCAGGAGUAGCCCCCUGCUCCCAGGGCCCACCUGGCACUCCGCUGCCUGUGCCCUCAUCCCCUCCUCCCCCUCCCUGAGCCAGGCCCCUCCAGCCAGCCCCCCUCCAGCCUGGCUUCACUGGAGUCCAACUCCAAAGCCUUAUCCCA
Microcebus murinus (gray mouse lemur) is the source of this 1583-nucleotide messenger RNA. The record is from RefSeq and is a predicted model, not a curated record. NCBI's taxonomy places the organism in Eukaryota, Metazoa, Chordata, Mammalia, Primates, Cheirogaleidae.